AUGGUUUGGCUUCUCGACGAUGUCUACGACACGAAACACCGGGCCUACAUGAUGCGCGAGAAGGAGAUGAAGCUUGAACCUUUGAAGAUUCGGUAUCACGGGGUCUCUGGUCCUGCCAUGCCUUACGAUGAGCGGUACACACCGUACAUCAAGCAGGCAGGACUACUCCUGUGGAUUCAGUUGGUCAGCCGGUCCACGCCGAAUCUGAACGCUCCACUGGUGUCCGCUCUUGCUAAUCGGUGGAGGCCGGAGACGCAUAGUUUCCAUCUUCGGACUGGGGAGAUGACCGUGACGCUCGAGGAUGUCUCGUUGAUCACCGGUCUUGCUAUCGACGGGAUGCCUCUCUGUAUGAGCACCGAUUCUGAUGGGUGGCGCGAGCAGAUGAUUGCUCUUAUCGGUAUGGCUCCUACUGAGGCUGAGGCUGAUGUAGAGGAGGGAGAAGAGAAGAAGAAGAGGGAAAGGAAAGCAGCCGGAGCUGCUUUCACGUGGAUUCAAACUCACUUUGCGACGUGCCCUCUGGAUGCCACUGAUGAUGUGAUCCAGACACAUGCUCGUGUCUACAUGUGGUAUGUUGUGUCGAGGACUUUUUUUCCUGACUCCACUGGCAAGAACGCUCCAUGGAUGUGGCUGAAGGCGUUGACCGUCUUCGAUAGCAAAUGGAGCUGGGGUUCAGCGACUCUUGCCUACUUGUACCGACAGCUGGACGAUGCGUGUUGCAGGAUCACAGAUAGUGCAGGCAUUGGUGGUAAUAUGCUUCUACUUUCUGUAUGGAGCUGGGAGCGUCUGCCUGUUGGACGCCCGAAGAGCGUCAGGUUUAAUCCUUGGUAUGAAGAUGAACAUGACGAAUUACGGCGCCCCACUUGGGCUUACAAGUGGGAUGUGGUUUCCGAGAUGACGAACGAUGUCAAUCUCAUGUACCAGAAGUACGUUGCCGAGUUGGACACGAUUACGCCUGAGCAGGUGGAAUGGCAGCCAUAUGGCGCAGAUGACAGACUUGGGUACACCCUGGAGUUUAGCAUCAACCCGAUGUGCUUGCGGGAUAGGGAUCUCUGGCUUAUGCGGUGCCCACUAAUAUGCAACUGGGCUGUUGAGUUUCAUUUGCCACAUCGCGUGUUUCGUCAGUUUGGUCUGUUCCAGCCUCACCCGCCGGAAUGGGUGGAUACGGACAAAGCACUUCAUAGGUAA
Aegilops tauschii subsp. strangulata is the source of this 1185-nucleotide messenger RNA. The record is from RefSeq and is a predicted model, not a curated record. Lineage: Eukaryota; Viridiplantae; Streptophyta; Magnoliopsida; Poales; Poaceae.